GGGGAAGAAGGGGGGCUGGAGGAAGAGACUCGCUAAACCACUCACGCCCAGGGGGCUGGUGGGAUUCUCUGACCUGCCUCUGCGUGUUGGGUUUGAUGCCAGCUCCGCCCAGAUACUGCGCGUGGAGUCUCAAGAUGACCUGUUACACCGUAGCCACAUUACCUCAAACCAUACAAACAGGGGCUCAAAACUCUCUUACAUAGAUUGUUAUUCUCGGUUCGAUCCACUGAAUGACGUCUCGUUUCGUUGACCCUUGUUUGAUCCUGUUUACUCAGUCCUCUAUCAAAGACGCGUUCCAGAACGGCUUGAGCUUGGAGGAGACCGCAUGCCAGUUGGCGAGCAAGGAUACACAGAAGCGAGACAUUCAGAUGAUGCGUGUAGUGGAGCACACCGACGGGAGAGCCUAUAGCUUGGACAACCGGCGGCUAGCCGUGUUUCGUUUAUUGCGUUUGGUCGGCAAGUGUGGUAAGAUCAAGAUCAUGGUUAUCCCGAAGCCCGAUGCCGAGUGGCGCAAGAAGUUUGACCCAUCCGCCGACCACUCAAAGAUCCUGGUUCGUGGCCCCAGGUGGAUCGUCGGGGCGACGAGAUUGGACACGACCUUCCCCUUGGAUCGUAUCAAGGCAGCGAUGAGGGACUCCGUUUUGGUUUCGGAUGCCAGGGUUUGCUCGAUCCUCGAGGGCAUGGACAGCGACGACGAUGCGGAGGAUGACGAGGUGCUCGCCGGUUUGCGCGGGCGUCCCGCGAGGCCGAAGCAGGCUGCGAAGAGCGCGCCGCGCAAGAAGAAUGCGUCGGACCAGCGCAGGGGCGACAAGAGCGGCGGUAAUCUCCACUUCCCCGACGACCUCGAGCCCUUUGCCGCUGGGAAGUCACGGUAUACCUACCGGUGUCGUGUGCAGCGGGGAUGUGUCAUGGGCUUCCCCGAGGGCUCCUAUUUGGUUUUGAAGGCAUUCAAGCCAGGCUUCGCCAACCACCAGAUCACGAGCAAAGACGUGGCCAUGCAGCAGGAGGUCGCACGGCUCGCUGCCCUCUUCAACGAUAAUGUGCAGCCGAAGCAGAACCAGCAGCCUUGCCUGAUCUACGUCCGCGAUGCGGCGAUCGUCAGCUUCGCACGGGACGUCCAUAAGCAGAGCACUGGCAAGGUCGUUCUGCCACGGGGGGAGAGUUUUCUGCUCGAGCGGGAGAUUUUCGGUGAGUUCCGGAAGUUCAACUCGAACAACGGUUGGGCAACGAAGACUGGGGGCGAGAUACCGCAGGCGUUCAGCCACUGGACUUGGGCGAAGUAUCGGAAGCUGGUCUGCGACCUGCAAGGCUACCAGGGCAAGCCGCCAGGCCCCAAAUACCUCGGCUCCGCGUACUACUACCUCUUCACUGAUCCCGCGAUCAUGAGCAUCGAUGGCAGCUACGGGCUGACUGACAUGGGUAUGCGCGGCAUCGAGAAUUGGUUCUCGGCUCACACUUGCAGCGGCAUGUGCCACGCGCUGGGGAUCACCGCCGACCGCCCAGUCGGCCGAAGGACGAUGUCCGUGGAGUCCUCGUCGUCCUACCGUGAGACGAGCAACUCGUACGCUCCGAGGGCCCUGGCUCCCCGCAACGAUCUCGUCUUCGGCCUCGGGUCGCUCAGAGAAGCUUUACAAGAGGAGCUCUCAGAUUACGACUCUGACUAUUGAUUUGGUCUCCAGCUCUGUUCAUCGCUGCUCGGCCUUGGCAUUUUACGUGCUGUUGCUCGAGGUUCGUUUUGAAGGAAAGGACACGGGCGACCAUGUUUUCCACAUGGCCUAUUGUCGGGCACAUCCGGGGGGUGUCACACAAGGGAUGCAUUUCUACGCAUCGGUGCCAAAGCGCCGUUUGCUGGGUCUCUGACAGGCAAUGUCUGUGUUGAUGGUCGGUAAGGGUCUUCAGUGAA
This is a messenger RNA of Prorocentrum cordatum, 1903 nucleotides long. Lineage: Eukaryota; Dinophyceae; Prorocentrales; Prorocentraceae. The record is from the annotation of a GenBank genome assembly.